AUGAGUCAAAGCACGACAAAGGUCGAGGGGCUCCCGGAGUUCUCUCGCCAUAUCACUACGCACAACGCCGACGGCGUGGCGAUCUUUCAGACUCCGGACCCUGACAAUCUGUCAGCGGCAGCAACGUCGUGUCCCGCUCCGCCCAUCUCGACCUUCCCAACAUGGACCAACUCUCCCACGUCGGCAUUUGGCCUGGCAUACGCAACGCCGACGAUUCCCGCCGACUUGGACGCCAACGCCGACCUCGACACGUAUUAUCAAUACCUGCAUAACCACCCCGGGAUCACGAUCCAAGGUGGGUCGGUCUUGCGUGUGGUCGACAUGGCGCCGGGCGCAGUGUCACCGAUGCAUCGCACGCUGUCGUUAGACUACGGGGUGGUGCUGGAGGGUGAGGUCGAGUUGGAGCUGGAUUCGGGCGAGACGAGACGGCUGCCACGGGGAGACAUCUUUGUGCAGCGUGGGACGAGGCAUCAAUGGAGGAACCCGAGCGAAUCUGAACCUGUGAGGCUGUUGCUAGUACACCUCGAUAGCAAGGCGGCGGGCGAGGGGGAGGGGAAGGGAACUUGA
Capronia epimyces CBS 606.96 is the source of this 567-nucleotide messenger RNA. RefSeq lists its product as uncharacterized. The record is from RefSeq and is a predicted model, not a curated record. The transcript has a single exon. Lineage: Eukaryota; Fungi; Ascomycota; Eurotiomycetes; Chaetothyriales; Herpotrichiellaceae. The coding region runs from base 1 to 567 and encodes 188 amino acids.